Messenger RNA from Anolis carolinensis (green anole), 2521 nucleotides. It is a transcript of the gene anxa4, whose product is annotated as annexin A4. The transcript is spliced from 12 exons. Bases 343 to 1443 code for a protein of 366 amino acids. Lineage: Eukaryota; Metazoa; Chordata; Lepidosauria; Squamata; Anolidae. Gene Ontology annotation, molecular function: calcium-dependent phospholipid binding; calcium ion binding. Gene Ontology annotation, cellular component: cytoplasm. The record is from RefSeq and is a predicted model, not a curated record.
GCCGUGCUGCGUAUAAUCCUUUCCUUUUUACGCAGCAGGUUUUUGCACCCCAGGGACUGUGAGUUGGCCCUGGUUGUGCAAGAGAGAAGCUCCCCUUGCUUUCCUUUCCUUUCCCGUUGGUUGCCUGGCCCUUCCUCCUCCUUCCUUGGACGUGGGCCAGGGAACAAGGCCACCCCUCGAAGGGCGGGCGGUCCAGGGCGAGGCCACAAGGAAACGGUUCUUCUUUGGUGGCCUGUUGUGGAAAGACAGCAGCCGACAGGUGAGAAGCAGAGAGACCAAGGAAGGAGAGGCAGAGAUCCAUCCCAUCGAUCGGACAUCAGGAAAUUCCGCUUUGAGCUUCUCAUGGCCGGGAACCGGGGCACCGUCCGGGGAGCGUCGCACUUCGAUGCCGGCGAAGACGCCCAGAAGCUGCGCAAAGCCAUGAAAGGCCUGGGAACCGACGAGGACGCCAUCAUCGACAUCCUCGCCCACAGGAACCUGGCCCAGCGGCAGGAGGUCAAGAUGACCUACAAGGCCACCAUCGGCAGGGAUCUGAUGAACGACUUGAAGUCGGAGCUGAGCGGGAAGUUUGAGAAGGUGCUUCUUGCGCUGAUGACGCCCAUCACCUUGUACGACGUGGAGGAGCUCAAAAGGGCCAUGAAGGGGGCCGGGACGGAUGAAGGCUGCUUGAUCGAGAUCCUGGCGUCUCGCAACAACGAGGAAAUCCGGCGGAUCAACGAAACCUACAAACACCAAUACGGGUCCACGUUGGAGGAAGACAUCGUGUCGGACACCUCCUCCAUGUUCCGGAGAGUCCUGGUCUCCCUGGCCACCGGCAACCGGGACGAAAGCAACUACGUUGACGAAGCCCAAGCCAAGCAAGAUGCUGAGUGCCUUUAUGAAGCAGGGGAGAAACGGUGGGGGACGGAUGAGGCCCAAUUCAUGACGGUCCUCUGCACAAGGAACCGGAACCACCUGCUAAGAGUGUUUGACGAAUACAGGAAGAUUGCCGACAAGGACAUUACGGAGAGCAUCAAGUCCGAGAUGUCCGGAGACCUCGAGGACGCCUUGCUGGCCAUCGUCAAAUGCAUGCGGAGCAGGACCGCCUACUUUGCCGAAAGACUCUACAAAUCCAUGAAGGGCCUGGGGACGGACGACGACACGCUCAUCCGCCUGAUGGUGUCCCGUUGUGAGAUCGACAUGAUUGACAUCAAGGCGGACUUCAAGCGGAUGUACGGGAAGUCCCUCUACGCCUUCAUCAAGGUAGGGCGUUGGCUGUCUCUCUCUAGCUAUUCAUCCAUCCAUCUCUAUCAAGGGGUUGGACUGGAUGGCUUGGCCAUCUCUCUCUCUCCAUCCAUCCAUCCAUCCAUCCAUCCCAUCUCUAUCUUAAAGGGUUGGACUGGAUGGCUUGGCCAUCUCUCUCUCCAUCCAUCCAUCCAUCCAUCCAUCCCAUCUCUAUCUUAAGGGGUUGGACUGGAUGGCUUGGCCAUCUCUCUCUCCAUCCAUCCAUCCCAUCUCUAUCUUAAAGGGUUGGACUGGAUGGCUUGGCCAUCUCUCUCUCCAUCCAUCCAUCCAUCCAUCCAUCCAUCCAUCCAUCCAUCCCAUCUCUAUCUUAAAGGGUUGGACUGGAUGGCUUGGCCAUCUCUCUCUCUCUCCAUCCAUCCAUCCAUCCAUCCAUCCCAUCUCUAUCUUAAGGGGUUGGACUGGAUGGCUUGGCCAUCUCUCUCUCCAUCCAUCCAUCCCAUCUCUAUCUUAAAGGGUUGGACUGGAUGGCUUGGCCAUCUCUCUCUCCAUCCAUCCAUCCAUCCAUCCAUCCAUCCAUCCAUCCAUCCAUCCCAUCUCUAUCUUAAAGGGUUGGACUGGAUGGCUUGGCCAUCUCUCUCUCUCUCCAUCCAUCCAUCCAUCCAUCCAUCCCAUCUCUAUCUUAAGGGGUUGGACUGGAUGGCUUGGCCAUCUCUCUCUCCAUCCAUCCAUCCAUCCAUCCAUCCAUCCAUCCAUCCAUCCAUCCCAUCUCUAUCUUAAAGGGUUGGACUGGAUGGCUUGGCCAUCUCUCUCUCCAUCCAUCCAUCCAUCCAUCCAUCCCAUCUCUAUCUUAAGGGGUUGGACUGGAUGGCUUGGCCAUCUCUCUCUCCAUCCAUCCAUCCCAUCUCUAUCUUAAAGGGUUGGACUGGAUGGCUUGGCCAUCUCUCUCUCCAUCCAUCCAUCCAUCCAUCCAUCCAUCCAUCCCAUCUCUAUCUUAAAGGGUUGGACUGGAUGGCUUGGCCAUCUCUCUCUCUCUCCAUCCAUCCAUCCAUCCAUCCAUCCCAUCUCUAUCUUAAGGGGUUGGACUGGAUGGCUUGGCCAUCUCUCUCUCCAUCCAUCCAUCCCAUCUCUAUCUUAAAGGGUUGGACUGGAUGGCUUGGCCAUCUCUCUCUCCAUCCAUCCAUCCAUCCAUCCAUCCAUCCAUCCAUCCCAUCUCUAUCUUAAAGGGUUGGACUGGAUGGCUUGGCCAUCUCUCUCUCUCUCCAUCCAUCCAUCCAUCCAUCCCAUCUCUAUCUUAAGG